Messenger RNA from Thermochaetoides thermophila DSM 1495, 309 nucleotides. RefSeq lists its product as uncharacterized. NCBI's taxonomy places the organism in Eukaryota, Fungi, Ascomycota, Sordariomycetes, Sordariales, Chaetomiaceae. The record is from RefSeq and is a predicted model, not a curated record. The transcript has a single exon. Bases 1 to 309 code for a protein of 102 amino acids.
AUGCAGUCAUUAGACGAUAUCCCAAGUGGCAUUGCUGUUGAAGAUGGCUUGAACGAACCCACGAUCGAUGACUUUGGAAGUCAUGGCUUUUCUCCAGGCAGCUCGGAGGACACGGUUGAGUCCGCCAUCGCUUUCAAGUCCUGGAUCGUCACAAACAUCCAGAAGGGCGUCUCAACCCCGAACGAAGUUAAUGAACUACUCAGGGCCUUCGGUACCUACCGGUGCCAUCUCGCCUUGUGUGCCGAGUUUGUCGACCCAACAACAUAUGUCCUCUAUCUCCUCCAGCGAUACUACGUCUUCACAGGGUAG